CGUCCUACAUUACUGGGGUGUAGCGGUGAGAAAGAAAUCUCACAGAUCCUUCCCCGUGCCCGGCAAGGGCCUGCUACUUCCCGGCCUACUUUCCGGUGUGGUACCUACAGCCUCGGUGCCGGCAACGGCCACUUAUCUGGUUCUGCUGAGCCCCGAGCCUGGACGGCGGGCGGCGCGGGCCUUGCGGAGAAGACUCUCUCUCUCUCUCUCAUCCUGGGUGCUCUGCCCUACAUUACGGGGACUGGCGCGUGAUUCCAAUGUCGGAGUCGGGGAAGCCUUAUUACGUUGGGAGUGGAUGCGCGAGAGAGGGUUGGAGACGUUCUGCUGUCUCAGUCAGCUCUGGGCGGGUGCUGCGGUGAUCAACGUCUGUCGUUAUUGUCUCUCCGGUCCUUUAUGGACUAGAGGUGGGAGAAGGGAGUCGGAUGUGGUGUUCGGAAUGAUACUCGGAGCAGUUUUUCUGUCGAAGCCCAAAGCAUGCUCCGCACUUUGGCUAUGGUUCUUACUCAUCAUUUGGGGACGUUUACAAAGGAGAACUUAAAAUCAAGAUAUUCACAUCUCUUAAAACAAUGAGUUACAAGGCACCAAUAGUUCUGGAUCAUUGGGUGGUCUUGAUGUUCGAAGACGAAUUCCUAUAAAGCUCAUCUCCAAACAAGGGAACAAAGCCAAAGCUUCACCUCGCAAUCCACGGACCAUAAACAGAAUGCCUGCAAAGGCUCCCCCUGGUGAUGAAGAAGGAUUUGAUUAUAAUGAAGAAGAACGGUAUGACUGUAAAGGGGGUGAACUGUUUGGAAAUCAGCGAAGAUUUCCUGGACACCUUUUUUGGGACUUCCAGAUAAACAUCCUAGGUGAGAAGGAUGAUACACCAGUUCAUUUCUGUGACAAAUGUGGAUUGCCUAUUAAGAUCUAUGGACGAAUGAUUCCAUGCAAGCAUGUUUUUUGCUAUGACUGUGCUAUUUUACAUGAAAAAAAGGGAGAUAAGAUGUGUCCAGGCUGUAGUGAUCCUGUGCAGCGAAUUGAGCAGUGUACACGAGGUUCUCUCUUCAUGUGUAGCAUUGUUCAAGGGUGCAAGCGAACGUACUUGUCUCAGAGAGACUUGCAGGCUCACAUCAACCACCGCCAUAUGAGAGCUGGAAAACCCGUUGCCCGUGCUUCGCUCGAAAAUGUUCAUCCUCCUAUUGCCCCACCACCAGCCGAAAUCCCUGAUCGUUUUAUCAUGCCGCCAGACAAGCAUCACAUGAGCCAUAUUCCGCCAAAACAGCACAUCAUGAUGCCACCGCCUCCUUUGCAGCACGUGCCGCACGAGCACUAUAAUCAGCCCCACGAGGAUAUUCGUGCUCCUCCCGCAGAAUUGUCCAUGGCUCCACCUCCACCUCGUUCGGUCAGUCAGGAAACCUUUCGUAUUUCAACAAGGAAACACAGCAAUUUAAUAACUGUCCCCAUUCAGGAUGACUCCAACUCAGGUGCUAGAGAACCACCACCUCCUGCCCCAGCACCUGCUCACCACCACCCCGAGUAUCAGGGCCAGCCUGUGGUGUCGCACCCUCAUCAUAUCAUGCCUCCACAGCAGCAUUACGCACCUCCUCCCCCACCCCCUCCUCCAAUAAGCCAUCCAAUGCCACACCCGCCCCAGGCCGCAGGUACUCCUCACUUGGUUUACAGCCAAGCUCCACCUCCUCCAAUGACCUCUGCUCCUCCGCCAAUAACCCCUCCCCCAGGACAUAUCAUGGCCCAGAUGCCACCUUAUAUGAACCAUCCUCCUCCGGGACCUCCCCCACCUCAGCAUGGUGGUCCACCUGUAACUGCACCCCCACCUCACCAUUACAACCCUAACUCUCUACCCCAGUUCACUGAAGAUCAAGGAACUCUGAGCCCUCCAUUCACACAGCCAGGGGGCAUGAGCCCUGGCAUAUGGCCGGCACCCAGAGGGCCGCCGCCACCUCCACGAAUGCAGGGCCCGCCUUCUCAAACCCCACUGCCUGGACCACAUCAUCCAGACCAGACAAGAUACAGACCGUAUUACCAGUGAAGAGAGCAUGUUGAACUGAAGAGAGGAGAAAGUACCUAUGUAUAGUCAAUCUUUUAAUUAAGCUUUGACUGUUUGGGGAAGGAAAACGCCUCUUAUUGAGGUGGCUCUAAAACACUUAGGGUCUUCUCUCUUAAAAUGGUUUUAAAGCUACACCUUAGGAUUAAUUUCAAGUACUAUACUGUAGUGCAGAUAAGUGGCUCAGUGGAGCACGGCUAUAUUUUAACAACUUUGUUCCUGUAGUGUGGUAAAUUGACCCAGAGGUGACCAUUUGUAAAAAAUUUGAAAUAAGUUUUUCAUCGUUCCACUUUUCAAAAGUAUUGCUUUUGUUAAACCCUGUUUAGUUUUUCUUGUGAUACAUUUUGUUAACCUGUGUAAAAGGAUUAAAUUUCAAUAUGGUUGUAAAAAUGCUAUUUUUAUGUGACUUUAAGUGCAGCCACAUACUGUUUUUUAAAACCAUAUGUUUUACCACUAAUUUCCCAAAGUUACAAUAAAAACCUAAAAGUAAAAAUCUACUAGAAUUUACUGUAAGGCAGACUGUUAAAUGGUAGAGAAUGAUUUCACAUUUUAGGCACUGAAAUUUUGAGGUAUAUGAAGUAUAUAAUGCACUUCACUUGGAGGCCUUUUCAUCUUCAGGCAGCCUCAGGAGCACCAAAAUACAUUGAAAUUCCAGACUAAAACCUGUUUGUAAUAUUAAAGGGCAUUACUAGUUAUUUGAAAAGAUACAACCAAAGUCAUUGACUCUACAGGCUCCAAGCUGUUGGGGGAUAGAUACUGUUAUUCAUUAAUGCUUUUUACUGAAUGGUUGGAAUCAUGAUUCACUACACAUUAAUCUUAAGUAACAUUAUUUUAUAGAACUGUUUAAAUGGUGUUCUUUAGAUGAAGUGUGUUCCACUUUGCUCAUUGUCUUAAACUAAAUAUUUAGGGCUGAAUGGGCGUUAUGUAAUUACUCAGUUCAUGGUAGAGUUUGAUCCUGCGCCUUAAGUGGGGUCUUGUUUCUUGGGUUUUCAUUUACAAUUGGAAUGCCAUGGAGGGAUUUUGAAUACUGUAUGAAUGAAAGACAUUCCUGUAGUCACAAACUGGCAUUGCCCAGAUUUCGCUACUGUGUGUAAGGGUUCUUCUAACUUGAAAUUUAAAAACUAUUGAUGAUUUCCUUUUUCUUUUACUGGUUAAGCAGUCUUAACGCUUGGGACAUGUUAGCGUGGAGUCAACAGUGAAGACUACCAGAUGAUUUUGUAUGGGCCAAGAGAAAAGCAGUGACUAAGUUGUGAAUUUCAGUGCUUUACAAGGUGCCUUUAGAGUCAGCUUUUGCAUUAUAGGGCUUGUUACAGUCCAGCUAAGAUGACCACUUACAGUUUCUACAGAACUGAUAUGUACAAUUCAAUAUUCUUAGGAUAUUGUAUAUCCUUUGAAUAAACCCCUGUGAAGUAUUUUCCUCCCCCACUAAAAUGGUGCAUAAUAUAAACAUGAAAUGUGUAGUAUGCAGAUAUCAUUUAUUAAAUAGUUUGUAGUGUAUAAAUUUAGAACAUUUCUUUUUGACAAAGGGUGAAAUGAUUGCUAAUUUACCAUUUAAUUCUGUCAGGUACAGGCAAAAUAACUUCUCAUCUUGGAUAAUCAGAUGCAAAGUCAUCUGAACUUAGAGCUGAAGUUAGAAAUAAUAUAAAUGGCCAUUUAAACCAUGACCAGUCAAAAAAACUAAUACACUUUUUUUAAGUUAAGUGGUUUUUCACACUUAACAAUUUGAGAGUCCGGUGUUAAUGUAAUAUUUCUAAUGAGAAAUUUUUGUUAUUAGAAGCAUGGGAGUGAAAUAGUGUGAAAAGUUGGUGAGUACUUCUAUCAUAUUACUGUAGGUACUUGGACUGGUGCAAACUUGAUUCCCUUUCAUGCCCCUUUUUAGGAGCUGUUAAAAUAUUACUGUUGAAAUCCAAUACCAUUCUUUGUUUCAUGUAAUACGAAAAUAGCCAAAUUCACUCUAGAGCUUCUCAGCUAUUUGUGAAGAGCUCUUCUGUUUUUAUUGAAAUUCGCUAGAGUUGAUUGUGGUACAAAACCACUUAGCCUAUGUAUUGGACAAAAAAUUAGUAUGCUAAAAUUCCACAUGUUAAGAGAAUUCUCGUAGGCUUUUUAAAAAAUGAUUAUUUUCAGUUAGGUUUAAGAAAUGUAAUGCAGAAAGGCAGAUCAGAUGAAUUUUUAGCAGACAACAUUUUAAAAUGGUGACCUGAAUUCAUCCAGUUAUUGUUUGAAUGAAGGUGGGUGGGAAGAAGGAUAAAAAAAAAAAAUCACUGUUCGUGUUUCUUUCCUUAAAGAAAAAGAUGUGAAUCCCAGCGUUAUAUCAGGGAAGCCUUUGAAUCUAUGAUGGACAUAAGUCUAAAUUAAAUGUAUGUAUGUUUCAUUAUAUUGCUCUUAAGACUACUGAGGUGGCAGUUUAAUUCUUAAAAACAAUAAAAUGGAAGCAUAAAUACUA
Messenger RNA from Hipposideros armiger (great roundleaf bat), 4484 nucleotides. It is a transcript of the gene CBLL1, whose product is annotated as Cbl proto-oncogene like 1. Gene Ontology annotation, molecular function: ubiquitin protein ligase activity. The transcript has 6 exons. Gene Ontology annotation, biological process: regulation of cell adhesion; protein ubiquitination. NCBI's taxonomy places the organism in Eukaryota, Metazoa, Chordata, Mammalia, Chiroptera, Hipposideridae. The record is from RefSeq and is a predicted model, not a curated record. Bases 701 to 2026 code for a protein of 441 amino acids.